AUGGCGACCGAAAAGAUUAGCCUGUACAAUCUCGCCGACCUCAAGAACACCUCCGACGACGCCAUCCCCAACUACCUCAACUCCCUCAAGUUCAAGCAGUCCCACUUCCUCACCGACGUGCGCCUCGCGCUCGGCUACACGGGCUUCGCCCUCGCCGCCGCCUGCUUCCUGUGGGACUACAAGCUGGGCUUCGAGAGCACCAAGACGUACACGGCCGUCGCCGUCGCCGUCUACACCCUCAUCAAUGGCGCCCUGACGUUCUGGAUGUCCGAGGUGGAGAAGGGCACCGUCUACCAGGGCGCCGCGCCGUCAGGCGAAAAGGUCACCAUCAAGAGCGCGACAAAGAAAAACGACCCCACGUACCGCCUCACCAUCACCGUCGAGCCCAAGAACGCCACCCCCGAGGUCGUCGAGCUGAGCAAGCCCUUCGCGACCUUCUUCGACGAGACGGGCCGCUUCGUUGCGCAGCCCUUCCAGGAGGCCCUCGCCUCGGCAGUGCCCGCCAUCGGCCGCCGGGACCCCAAGCGCGUCAAGCUCGCCUCCCAAGCCAUGCUCGACGCGAACCCGGACCUGCUGGACGCGGUGCUGGCAGCCAACAGCGCCCAGGCGGAGGGCGAGAAGUCGGGUGCUGCGACAGGCGCCGAGCCCGCAGAGAAGAAGGGCGGAAAGAGGCGCAAGGCUUAA
Purpureocillium lilacinum is the source of this 684-nucleotide messenger RNA. RefSeq lists its product as uncharacterized. NCBI's taxonomy places the organism in Eukaryota, Fungi, Ascomycota, Sordariomycetes, Hypocreales, Ophiocordycipitaceae. Gene Ontology annotation, cellular component: signal peptidase complex; membrane. Gene Ontology annotation, biological process: protein targeting to ER. The record is from RefSeq and is a predicted model, not a curated record.